CCCGGGCGCUGCCGCCGGUGAGGGGACAGCGCCGGCCCCGCGCUCCCGGCGGCUCCGCUCCGCUCGCCGGCCCAGGUCUUGCAUGCUGUGACACAAAGAUCUCCUCGCCUGGUGCACUAUGUUCAUGUUUUGAAAUCAAGAUUGAUUAGCCAACAGGAGAAGACCCAGCUGGUUAUGUGACUCAGAACCCUGUUCAUGAGGCACUUGCUUGUUUUUACAAGACAACUGUCCAGAGGAAGAAAUGACCAUGUAGAUUCUACAGCUUGGGUGCAGCAUAAUGGGAAAUGGUGAAUGGAGUGGAGCUGGUCUGCAGCCUUGAGAGCAGCCGUUCUGUGACCUCCAGCCUGUCAGGGACACCCUCCACGCCAGGGGCAUCCUCCACGUCGCUCGCCGGACACACGCGGGAUUCUUUUUAAUUUCUCCGAUUUGGAAUUCGAGGUUCCCGUCCUCCAGUUUUUAAAACAGUUUUAAGAUUGUAUCCAACUACAACGAGUGGAGCAAUAUAAACCAGCCACGAUGGGUGACAUGACAAAUAGCGAUUUUUAUUCCAAGAACCAAAGAAAUGAGGCCAACCAUGCAGGAGAGUUUGGGUGCACGCUGCAGGAACUGCGCUCCCUCAUGGAACUCCGAGGGACAGAAGCAGUAGUAAAAAUUAAAGAGACUUAUGGGGAAACAGAGGGGCUCUGCAGACAUCUGAAGACAUCACCAACAGAAGGAUUAGCUGGAACUGCUGCAGACCUAGAAAAAAGAAAGCUUAUUUUUGGAAAAAAUUUUAUACCUCCAAAGAAGCCAAAAACAUUCAUACAGCUAGUUUGGGAAGCGUUGCAGGACGUGACUCUUAUCAUCUUGGAAAUUGCAGCCAUCAUAUCUUUGGGGCUUUCCUUUUAUCAGCCACCUGGAGAAGGGAAUGAAGGGUGUGGUACUGCGACAGGAGGGGCUGAGGAUGAGGGGGAGGCCGAAGCCGGCUGGAUUGAGGGUGCUGCCAUCCUCCUGUCCGUCAUCUGCGUGGUCCUGGUCACUGCCUUCAACGACUGGAGCAAGGAGAAGCAGUUCCGGGGGCUGCAGAGCCGCAUCGAGCAGGAGCAGAAGUUCACCGUGGUGCGAGGGGGACAGGUCAUCCAGAUCCCCGUGGCAGAGAUCGUGGUCGGGGACAUUGCACAAGUCAAAUAUGGUGACCUUCUACCUGCUGAUGGGAUAUUUAUUCAAGGCAAUGACCUGAAAAUCGAUGAGAGCUCCUUGACUGGAGAGUCCGACCAGGUCCGCAAAUCCGUGGACAAAGACCCAAUGCUGCUGUCAGGCACCCAUGUCAUGGAAGGCUCUGGGCGGAUGCUGGUGACUGCUGUGGGGGUGAAUUCUCAGACUGGCAUCAUCUUCACUCUGCUGGGAGCUGGGGGAGAAGAGGAGGAGAAGAAAGACAAGAAAGUAGAUUCUUCCCAUCCCUCCUCCCACCCUCCUCCAGCCACAGAUGGUGCAGCAGGUGCAAAUGCCACUGAUAAUGCAAAUGCCAGCUUAGUCAAUGGCAAGAUGCAGGAUGGGAAUAUGGAGAACAACCAGAACAAAGCCAAGCAGCAGGACGGGGCUGCUGCCAUGGAGAUGCAGCCGCUGAAGAGCGCAGAAGGGGGAGAGGGAGACGACAAGGACAAGAAGAAAUCCAACAUGCACAAGAAAGAAAAAUCCGUCCUGCAGGGAAAGCUGACCAAGCUGGCAGUGCAGAUUGGCAAAGCAGGUCUGGUGAUGUCUGCCAUCACUGUCAUCAUCUUGGUACUGUAUUUUGCCAUUGACACCUUUGUGGUCAACAAGAAGCAGUGGUUGCCUGAGUGCACUCCUGUCUACGUUCAGUAUUUUGUUAAAUUCUUCAUUAUUGGUGUUACUGUGCUCGUGGUUGCUGUUCCUGAGGGACUCCCACUUGCUGUCACUAUUUCUCUGGCUUAUUCUGUAAAGAAAAUGAUGAGGGACAACAACCUGGUGCGGCACCUGGACGCCUGCGAGACCAUGGGCAACGCCACGGCCAUCUGCUCGGACAAGACGGGCACGCUGACCACCAACCGCAUGACCGUGGUGCAGGCCUACGUGGGCGACGUCCACUACAAGGAGAUCCCCGACCCCGACUCCAUCCCUGCCAAAACCAUGGAGCUGCUGGUCAAUGCAAUCGCUAUCAACAGUGCUUACACUACCAAAAUUCUGCCACCAGAAAAAGAGGGCGGGCUGCCUCGCCAGGUGGGCAACAAGACAGAGUGUGGGCUCCUGGGCUUUGUGCUGGAUCUGAAGCAGGACUACGAGCCCGUGCGCAGCCUCAUCCCCGAGGAGAAGCUCUACAAGGUUUACACCUUCAACUCCGUGAGGAAGUCCAUGAGCACGGUCAUCAAAAUGCCCGACGGCAGCUUCCGCAUGUACAGCAAGGGAGCCUCCGAGAUUGUUCUCAAGAAGUGUUCCAGGAUCCUCAACGCCGCCGGGGAACCGCGCAUCUUCAGGCCCCGCGACAGGGACGAGAUGGUGAAGAAGGUGAUUGAGCCCAUGGCCUGUGAUGGGCUGAGAACCAUCUGUGUGGCCUUCAGAGACUUCCCCAGCAGCCCUGAGCCUGACUGGGACAACGAGAACGACAUCUUAUCCGACCUGACUUGCAUCUGUGUCGUUGGCAUUGAAGACCCAGUAAGGCCAGAGGUGCCAGAAGCCAUCCGGAAGUGCCAGCGAGCCGGGAUCACCGUGCGCAUGGUCACUGGGGACAACAUCAACACUGCGCGUGCCAUCGCCAUCAAAUGCGGCAUCAUCCACCCCGGAGAGGACUUCCUCUGCCUCGAGGGCAAGGAGUUCAACAGGAGGAUCCGAAAUGAGAAGGGAGAGAUCGAGCAGGAGCGGAUUGACAAAAUCUGGCCAAAGCUCCGGGUGCUUGCUCGCUCUUCCCCCACGGACAAACACACUUUGGUGAAAGGUAUUAUUGACAGCACACAGGUGGAACAGAGGCAGGUGGUAGCUGUGACUGGGGAUGGAACCAACGAUGGACCAGCACUUAAAAAAGCUGAUGUUGGCUUUGCAAUGGGCAUCGCAGGCACGGACGUGGCCAAGGAGGCCUCAGACAUCAUCCUGACAGACGACAACUUCAGCAGCAUCGUCAAGGCCGUCAUGUGGGGCCGCAACGUCUACGACAGCAUCUCCAAGUUCCUGCAGUUCCAGCUCACCGUCAACAUCGUGGCCGUCAUCGUGGCCUUCACUGGAGCCUGCAUCACCCAGGACUCUCCCCUGAAGGCCGUGCAGAUGCUGUGGGUGAACCUGAUCAUGGACACGUUUGCCUCUCUGGCGCUGGCCACGGAGCCGCCGACCGAGGCGCUGCUGCUGCGCAAACCCUACGGCCGCAACAAGCCGCUCAUCUCCCGCACCAUGAUGAAAAACAUCCUGGGCCACGCCGUCUACCAGCUCACCCUCAUCUUCACCCUGCUCUUUGUCGGUGAGAAAAUGUUUAAGAUUGACAGUGGGAGGAACGCCCCUCUUCACUCUCCUCCUUCUGAGCACUACACCAUCAUCUUCAACACCUUUGUCAUGAUGCAGCUCUUCAACGAGAUCAACGCCCGCAAGAUCCACGGCGAGAGGAACGUCUUCGACGGCAUCUUCAGAAACCCCAUCUUUUGCACUAUUGUCCUGGGCACCUUUGCUAUUCAGAUAGUGAUUGUCCAGUUUGGAGGAAAACCCUUCAGCUGUUCUCCCCUGCAGCUGGACCAGUGGAUGUGGUGUGUAUUUAUUGGAUUAGGAGAGCUGGUGUGGGGUCAGGUCAUUGCAACCAUCCCAACAAGUAGGCUAAAGUUUUUAAAGGAGGCAGGGAGGCUGACUGAGAAGGAGGAGGUCCCUGAGGAAGAGCUCAACGAAGAUGUUGAAGAAAUAGAUCAUGCAGAGAGAGAACUCCGACGUGGACAAAUCCUCUGGUUCCGAGGGCUCAACAGAAUCCAAACCCAGAUCGAAGUAGUCAAUACUUUCAAGAGUGGCACUUCCUUUCAGGGGGCUCUCAGGAGACAGUCCUCCGUCACAAGCCAGACCCAGGAUGUAACCAAUAUUUCUAGCCCUAGUCACGUAUCGUUAUCCAAUGCUCUUUCCUCUCCUACCAGCACCUCUGCUGCUGCGGCUGGGCAUCCGCGUCGUGAAGGCAUUCCGUAGCUCUCUCUAUGAAGGUUUAGAAAAACCAGAAUCUAGAACCUCUAUUCACAACUUUAUGACUCAUCCUGAAUUUAGGAUAGAAGAUUCCCAGCCCCACAUCCCACUCAUUGAUGACACAGACCUAGAAGAAGACCCUGCUCUCAAGAAAAACUCGAGUCCACCGUCCUCGCUGAACAAGAACAACAGUGCUAUCGACAGUGGAAUCAAUCUUACAACUGAUACAAGUAAAUCAGCUACCUCUUCUAGUCCAGGAAGCCCAAUACAUAGCCUGGAGACAUCACUUUAGCUGAAAAGGUCACUGCAAAAAGGAAAACAAACAAAAAAAAAGAAAUAUUAAAGAGUUAAAGUAAAAUAAAAUAAGAAACCCCACAGCAACCGAGAUAUAUAAAUAUAUAUAUUAAAAACAUUGCUGGCUGAAAAGCUGUUUGAACUCUUAUUCACUCUGAGACAAGUGAAUGAAUUGUUGAUCACAAUGGUUUUGGGGAAAGAAUGAAUGGCUGAUUUACAUACCCCCCCGUUCCCUUUCAGAAAAACAAAAACAAAAAAAAAUCCUCCUGCAUGAAUGUACUGUACACUGCUGGCCCUUCUUUCUCUCUUUUUGUUUGUUUUUAUUUCCUUUUUGGUUCUUUUUUUUUGUUGUUUUUUUCCUCCUUAAGCAGGAACUGCAGAGGACUUCUUUCUGAGGCUAUUUAUCCAAUUCACUGGUCUGUGAGUUUUUGAAAUGCUUGUGUGGCAUGGACUCAAUUGUAUAGAUUAAUUUAAAUAACUUUUUUGAAGUUGCAAAGCUUAACUUGCACAGUAGAUUUGCACCAGUUGGACAGAGGAACUUAAACAUUUAUGAGACUAUAUAUAGAGAUAUAUACAUAUAAGUAUAUAGAUAAUUAAUUAUAUAUAUGUAUAUAUCUAUCUAUAUAUAUAUAGUUAUAUAUAUAUAAAGUUUCUUUGUUGGCAUGUUGCCUUGUUUCUGCUCAAAUUGCUCUGACUAUUUUAACUUAUUUAUGUCCUAAAAAAGAAUGUAAUUUGUUUACAAACCUGUAGAUAAUAUCCUUAACUAUUUGUAGGGUUAAGAAAGCACUUCCUGCCGAAGUAGUAUAAAAAUGGCUCAGCUCAGCUCAUUGAAAAUGUCUGUACUCUCGCACCCUGGAUAUUUUAUUACAACCGUGCUCUGAUUUCUGCCUGAUUUCCUUUUUGGGUUUUUAUUUUAUGGUCUUUUUUUUUUUUUUUUUUUUGUUAAUAAUGUAGAUACUGCUAGUAAAUAACAAAAGAAGCCAAAAUAUAACACAUUGGAUGUAGCAUUGUGAUCCUAUAUACAGGGAGGUAAACCAGGCUUCCUUUGUUUCAAAUAAAAAUCAAAAUGAUCAGGUUCUCUCCUUUUUUUUUUUCCUUCCUUCCCUCUGAUGAUCUGCUUGAACUCCUUUUGGUGCAACAUAACAAUAAUGGAGGCUAUUUCAUUCUUCAGACAUACAGCAAUGGCUUCGGAAACUAUUUUUAGAGAGACAUUAAAUGAGUUUAUAAUUUAAAAUAAGUUAUAUUUGGUUUGUCUAUAUGGAGAUAAAAGAAAUGUUCAAAUCUUGUGAUAUACUGUGUUAAUCCUUUUCAAUUAGUACUUUAGGCAUUUAUUUCCUUAUUAUUUGCAAAGUAUGGGCUGUUGGCAUUUUGGAUUAAAAUCACUGUAGGUUGUUGCAUUGAUUUCUUUUUAAAAGAAAAAUAUAAUUUCUGCACUAUUAGGACUGAACAAAUCUUUAUUAAUUGUGUAUUGAGAUGUGCUUUGUGUGAUUUUUUUUAAAUCAAGCUUGUGUUCCUGCAGUAACACAGUAAUAACAUUAUUUUACCUUCAGCUUUCUCCCAAGAAAGCUGCUUUGAAAACCUGCAGUAUGGAAGGCGAAAAACAUUUUUCAAGAUGGUAACAGCCCUAGAAAAGUAAAAAAUUAUGAGCUUAUACAAUUGCUAUGUCAACCACUUGAAUGCUAAGCACUUUGUGGAUCACAGAUUUUUCAUAACUAAUUUUUGUAUUUAAUAUAAAGUUUGCUUGGAGACUUUUCAGCAUAUGAUUUUUUCCAUAACUGUACAGUGCAAAAAGACAUUUGGAAUUCCACAAUCGAUUAUGCCAGGCGUUGUUGGAACAAAAACACCCUCCAACCAACCAUCUCCAUCCGUUGAGCUGUUAAGGUGUUUUUUUCUGGUUGGCUCCAUAACAGUGGUGCAUCUCUGCAGUCCCAGCAGCAGCUUUUAACCAAGCCAGAACUCUCCAAACCAAGCUUAGACUCAUGGCCAAACUGCAGACUGAUGUUUUCAGGGUGCAUCAGGACCCUCAGCCAGGUAAAGCUCUGGGCAGCUUCCCUUGCCAGCUGCGGGACUCGGGGCUGGGAGCUCUGCUGGCUGUGCCCGGUGCCCAGCCCCAGGGGCAGGCAGGGUGCCCGGGCAGUGGUGGCACCUGCAGCAGCCCCAGGGGCAGGCAGGGUGCCCGGGCAGCGGCGGCACCUGCAGCAGCCCCAGGGGCAGGCAGGGUGCCCGGGCAGCGGUGGCACCUGCAGCAGCCCCAGCCGUGCCCCAGCCCAGGCAGGAAGGUGCUCUGUCGUGGGGACUCCACCACCCAUGGGCUCCCUGGGGCCAGAAGACAAAAGUGGUAUCUGUAUUUACAGGGAAGCCUCUAGCUGUGGACUUGAACAUCUACAGAAGCUAUUAAUACUGGAACAGUUUCUUUUCAGCAUCUUGACACACUGACUGUUUGCCUUUUUGUUUCCCAACACUCUUCAUGUUUUUUCUCGGUUCCGUUUUUGUUUUUGUUUUUUUUUUUUUUUUAAUUAUUUUGGAAUUUUUUCCUGUAGGAGUACCCCUCCCUAAGGUACCAUUCGCAGACUUGAAAACUGUUAUAAGAAAAUGAACACUGCAUUCUGUGUAUAUAUAGUAAAACAUAUAUAAACUGAGAUGCAUAGAAAACUUGGGCUUUUGUGAGCAGAGACUGUGCUUUAUGUAUAUGAUAAAUGAUAGACUUUUUUUUUUUUUUUUAAAGCAGAAUAGCUAUGACCUUUCAACUACAAGUCGUGCAUCACAAUUCCUUUCUUUUAUUGCUUGACCUCUCUGUGAUGGGAACAAUGGAUCAAAAACCAAAAUGAUCAGUUUGUUAAAAUUCCCUGCAAUAUAUAAAUGCUCGCUCUCUACGUACUGUACUUAGCAGCAUGAGAUUUGUGGACAACAAUACAGUGGUACAUUGGCAAUCCAUCCCACUAGGGGUUAUUAAUAUAUGUUCAUUCAUCUGUUUUUAUGAAUUUUUUUAUCUAGACAAUAAUUGUAAAUAAAGAACUUACUCUGUCUGUUCAUUUAAUACUAUGCAAAAGGUUAUGCUUUCUAUUGUUAUUCUUAUUCCUACAGUGUGAUGCUGGAAUGUUUGUGGUUUCAAAAAAAAAAACAAACAAAAAAGACAAAAGUAAGUAAAAUAUGUGAUGUAAAUUAUUUUAUAGUUUGAAACAAAAUGAUAAAGAUUUACUCUUGCUGCUUUCUGUCUAAUAGAUCUCUCUCGGCAGGAGCACAAGUGGAAAAUUUAAAGAAAUAAAUUCACAAAGCAGCAUGAACAAUAA
Messenger RNA from Melospiza melodia melodia, 7721 nucleotides. It is a transcript of the gene ATP2B2, whose product is annotated as ATPase plasma membrane Ca2+ transporting 2. Lineage: Eukaryota; Metazoa; Chordata; Aves; Passeriformes; Passerellidae. Gene Ontology annotation, molecular function: P-type calcium transporter activity; ATP hydrolysis activity; ATP binding. The record is from RefSeq and is a predicted model, not a curated record. Gene Ontology annotation, biological process: calcium ion transmembrane transport; regulation of cytosolic calcium ion concentration. The coding region runs from base 517 to 4143 and encodes 1208 amino acids. The transcript is spliced from 25 exons. Gene Ontology annotation, cellular component: postsynaptic density membrane; plasma membrane; intracellular membrane-bounded organelle.